Triticum urartu is the source of this 1221-nucleotide messenger RNA. Lineage: Eukaryota; Viridiplantae; Streptophyta; Magnoliopsida; Poales; Poaceae. The record is from RefSeq and is a predicted model, not a curated record.
CGCAGCUAGCUAGCUACGAGUAUCUGCAUAGCUAGCUGGCUAGCAAGCUAGAUACUAGUGCUAUCUAGCUCCUUCUAGAUUAUAACCUCACCAAGCUAUAGCUGCAUCUGCCCUGCCUGCAUGCGAGCUGGCUAACUGAGCGCUGCUGCCUGCAUACAGUACAGACCGACCCUCAGCUAGCUAGCAAUAGCACAUGGAGGAUGACAAGAAGGAGGGCAAGUACCGCGGCGUGCGGAAGCGGCCGUGGGGCAAGUUCGCGGCCGAGAUCCGGGACCCGGAGCGCGGCGGCUCCCGCGUCUGGCUCGGCACCUUCGACACCGCCGAGGAGGCCGCGCGCGCCUACGACCGUGCCGCAUUCGCGCAGAAGGGCGCCACCGCCAUCCUCAACUUCCCCGGCGAGGCUGGCAGGAUGAGUGGCGGGUCUUCUUCGUCGUCGGCCGCCGCCCAGGCGGCCGCGAGCAGGCGCGUCCCUGACACGGAGAAGGUGGAGCUGGAGUACCUCGACGACAGGGUCCUGGACGAGCUCCUCGCGGAGGACUACUACAGCAGCAGUAAGAAGAAGUAGCUAGCACGCACACCCAAAGAAGAAUAAGCUACUGUACUAUAGUACUAAAGCUGCUUGGAGUGAUGGAGGAGAAUGGUGUUCGAUCGUUGGUUUGGUCCGCGCAUGGCAAGACUAGUCAUGGCUUGCAUGGACACACGCUCACCCACGUGUAGACUAAACCACUGACACGUACUACGUCCUUUGUCCGGGCGAGCCCAUGCAGCGUGCUUCAAUUUGUUACCGCGAAGAUGGAACGAAGUAAUUAGUGGGUAUAUUGCAUAUACUUGGCUACCAAAAACUAUGAUACGCAAAUGAAGGUAAUAUUUUCUCUGUAACCAUGUGUGUUUACAUAAAAUGGUCGUAUCCAAUCUACCACAUUUACCCAGUGGCGAAUCUAGAACAUAAUUGCAGGGCAGGCUCGACUUCAAGGAUACUGAUUUUUUGGUGUCAGAAGCUAUUUUAUACGCUGCACCUAACUACUAUUGUGCUAAUCAUUGGUGGUGUUUCUUUGUGUGGCAAAUUUUGAGGGUAGGCUAGAGCCUGAUGAAGCCUGUUGAGUAGAAUCGCCACUGCAUUUACCCCUGCCCUCUUUUUUCCUAUAUAUUUUGACAUGGAAGUUCACCAAUUUGUACUGGCAGUAUAUGUUUGAGAAGGAACGAUGGCAAAUUAACAGUGUA